GUAAUGGUAUAAAUAAGGAGAGAGAAAAGUGUCGGUGAGAGUAGAUGGAUAGCGAGAUUACAAGACUGCCCAUUUUUAUUCCAUUUCACCUCGCAACAAUGCUUUAAACCCUGCAUUUGUUUGGAUAGACAUAAAUAAAAAUGGGUGUUGAUUUGAGACAGGUGGUGGCUGGUAUACUCACUCUCACCAUGUUCGUCAUGCUGGGCAAUAUGAUCAAAAGGGACCAUUUUGAUUCCGUUGAAGAGAAAUUCCCGGGAGAUGCUGAUUUUGAUAGCGACGAGCAUGGGCUUGUGACAUUUGCCAAGUCCAGCAAGGGAGCUUGGAGGGAGGACAGUCCCGAGCUUAAACCGUGUUGGAGCAAAUCAAGUUUUGAUACGUUGCAGCACUCCAAAGGCUACCUCACUUUCUCCUUAACUAAUGGCCCAGAAUAUCAUAUCUCCCAGAUUGCUGAUGCAGUGGUGGUUGCCAAAUAUCUUGGAGCAACCAUUGUGCUCCCUGACAUUAGAGGAAACAAGCCUGGUGACGAGAGGAAGUUUGGAGAAAUAUAUGAUGUGGAGAAAUUUGUCCAAAGUCUGGAUGGUGUAGUCAAAGUAGUAAAUGAUCUACCUGAUAAUAUAUCACUUCGAGAUUUUGCUGUUGUAAAGGUCCCUAAUCGAGUUACAGAAGAUUACAUUACAGAAUCAAUAGAACCAGUGUUUAGAACUAAGGGCAAUAUAAGACUGGCUACUUACUUCCCCUCAGUAAAUAUGAGGAAGACUGCACAAAAAAGUGACAGUGAUUAUGUUGCAUGUUUGGCUAUGUUUGGAACUUUAGAGUUGCAGGCAGAGGUUAGGGAAGUUGUUAACUCUAUGGUUGAGCGGCUGAGGACUUUGAGUCGCAAGUCGGAGGGACAAUUUAUAGCUGUGGACUUGAGAGUUGAGAUGUUAGAAAAGAAGAGUUGCCAGGGAAGUGGAAGUGGUGGAGCAAAAACAUGUUAUAAUGCUCAGGAGAUAGCCCUAUUUCUAAGAAAGAUGGGAUUCGACACCGAUACCAAUAUCUACUUAACUCAGUCAAGAUGGGAUGACAGCCUUGAUAUUCUCAAGGACAUUUUUCCAAAAACUUACACCAAGGAAAGCAUAAUGCCUGAAGACAAAAAGACAAAGUUCCUUGAAUCUGAAGAUUCAGAGUUUGAAAAGGUAAUCGACUUUUACAUUUGUUCUCGGAGCGAUGUCUUUGUACCAGCGAUAUCUGGCCUUUUUUAUGCAAAUGUAGCUGGUAAGAGAAUAGCUUCUGGUAAGACACAAAUACUUGUUCCAGCUGAAAUCCCAGGUUCCACCGCCUCUGUUACCAAUCAUUUCUCCCCAUACAUCUCCAAGAAAAACCACUUGGCAUAUUCAUGUUUUUGCUAGUAUUAUCUAUGCGUCGCCGAAGGGGGAAAAACAACACAGCUUUUACAAUUCAUCCCUGUUGAGCUCUUCUUCGACGCCUAGUUUUCAGAUUGUGAAUCAAACCACUCAAGUCUCUAAUUUAAGACGAGUUUUUGAAUGCCAUUCGAUACUGCAUUUAGCUUUCUGUCGGUGUUGCCUGAUACAUAAUAUUCAAGAAUUUGUCAAUGUUUAUUGUUAUACAAGUCGAUUUGUUUGCUGUAAGUCUGUAGGAGUACGUAGUGUUUUGUAAGGUUUUCAUACUUUUUGACAUUUGAAUUGUUAUCCUGUUGGUAAAGUUAUUUUAUAUUAUGAUUUCUA
Messenger RNA from Mercurialis annua (annual mercury), 1724 nucleotides. Its product is annotated as protein MANNAN SYNTHESIS-RELATED 2-like. The transcript has 6 exons. Lineage: Eukaryota; Viridiplantae; Streptophyta; Magnoliopsida; Malpighiales; Euphorbiaceae. The record is from RefSeq and is a predicted model, not a curated record. Bases 141 to 1388 code for a protein of 415 amino acids.